Molecule: messenger RNA, 1430 nt
Organism: Neurospora crassa OR74A
Lineage: Eukaryota; Fungi; Ascomycota; Sordariomycetes; Sordariales; Sordariaceae
Product: ATP synthase subunit 5
Exons: 4
Coding region: 117-779 (220 amino acids)
Biological process (GO): proton motive force-driven mitochondrial ATP synthesis
Cellular component (GO): membrane
Molecular function (GO): proton-transporting ATP synthase activity, rotational mechanism
Source: RefSeq, a predicted model, not a curated record
CACGGUUUUGCCGAGCGGCUCCAAACCCACCCGUUACCUUGACAAAACUGAACCGGAGCUUGAAUUCACGACAUCGCGGUCCCCCGUCCACCCGUAGCAUAUCCCACACGCCCAUCAUGUUGUCGCGACAGGCCCUGCUCCGCCCCGCGCGGGUUCUCAACACCCAGGUCCGCACCUAUGCUGCUGCCGCCGCCGCCUCCAGCAAGGUCAAGCCUCCCGUGACUCUCUUCGGUCUCGACGGCACCUAUGCCACUGCUCUGUACACGGCCGCCGUCAAGACCAGCGCCCUCGAGCCUACCGCCAAGGCCAUCAGCAGCCUCGGCAACCUCCUUGCUAAGGACCCUAAGCUCGCCAGCAUCCUCGAGACCCCCACCCUCUCCCCCGCCGACAAGAGCGCCAUCGUUGCCGAGCUCCAGAAGAGCGUCGGUGUUUCCAACGAGACCGUCAAGAACUUCCUUGCCACCCUCGCCGAGAACAACCGCCUCGGUCUCCUCCCCAGUGUCGUCGCCAAGUUCAGCGAGCUCAUGAGCGCCGCCCGCGGUGAGGUUGAGAUGGUCGUUACCAGCGCUCAGCCCCUCGACAACAAGACCCUCAACCGCCUCGAGUCCGCUGUUGCCAAGUCCCCCUACGUCGGCUCUGGCAAGAAGCUCAAGGUCACCAACAAGGUCAACGCCGACAUCAUCGGUGGUCUCGUCGUCGAGAUCGGUGAGCGCACCAUCGACCUUUCCGUCUCCUCCAAGAUCGCCAAGAUGAACAAGCUCCUUAGCGAGGCCCUGUAAAUUCUACAAUUAUCCGAGUUUCCUAAGAAGAGCAGAGCAAAUCUUAUAGCAUGAACAACCUCCAAACCGACCGACUAUUACGGCUCUCCUGAUUGCGCGUCUCUACUGGAAUGGGCGAAAGUGAAGCAGCGCAUACGUUACGUCAUCUGCUAUAAAAGGGAGUUAAACUCCUGUGUUGCGGACAUGGUCUUUGGGGCAUCAGCAGCAGCAGGAAAGACGGGAGGAAGGGGGAAGAAAAGGGGAACGAACCCCCUUUUGUGUGUAGGAUGAGCUUGGAAUUUUAAAAGAUUCUACAGCCAGUCAAUUCUCUCUCGAGAGUGUCCCUCGUUGUUUCGUGUUUUGGACUCUUGUUGUUGCCACAAAAAAAAGGGCAAAACAGUGCAAAGGUUUCCUGACAUGUUGCACUGGGUUUAUGGGAGGUGAGUGUUUCCAAGAUUAUUCAGGCCCAUAUUCAAUUUCAGCAGGCAUGCAUGGCCGUGGUUGUGUUACCAGAGGCAUAGACCUGCUUGACGCAUGACACUUGCUUCGGCUGAGAUAAUCGGGCCCGAUCAAUACGUACCACUUCCUCCUACCGGACAGCAACUUACCUACUUAUCUACCUUAUCUUACCUACUCUGUAUACGACAUGCCGUCGCUGUCAAGAGUCUGCAC